Messenger RNA from Exophiala xenobiotica, 1449 nucleotides. RefSeq lists its product as uncharacterized. NCBI's taxonomy places the organism in Eukaryota, Fungi, Ascomycota, Eurotiomycetes, Chaetothyriales, Herpotrichiellaceae. Gene Ontology annotation, biological process: pantothenate biosynthetic process. The transcript has a single exon. Bases 1 to 1449 code for a protein of 482 amino acids. Gene Ontology annotation, molecular function: 2-dehydropantoate 2-reductase activity; NADP binding. Gene Ontology annotation, cellular component: mitochondrion; cytoplasm. The record is from RefSeq and is a predicted model, not a curated record.
AUGGCACAGUCUCAAAGCUGGUGGUCUCCAUUGUCUUCGAACGAGGAUGUUGCCUCUUCAGAGCCAGCUUCUUUCGAGUCGAAACCUCUUGAAGACGCAACUGUAUCCGACCCAGAGGAGGAGAUGCUACUCACCAGGCGGGUGCAUAUACUCGGCAUGGGAAGCAUUGGGACAUUGAUUGCUCAUUCACUACGCUGUCUACCUAAUCCACCUCCGAUCACCUUGAUGAUGCACAAGCAAGAGCAAUAUGAGGCGUUCAAAAGAGUCGGCCGCAGUAUCAGCCUGAUGGACAAGAAGAAUGACAUCAACGAUGAGCAGACCGGCUACGACGUGGAUAUCUAUGAAGGCGAUGAUCCCGCGGCCGGUCCCAUCUGGCGGUCAGCUCCCGACCUGGAGGGGAAGCCUGGUACAGGGAUAAGACCAAGGACAAAUCCCCUCGAAGCUGAUGAAACCUUGCCCAAUGGACAAGUCUACAUAUAUUCAUUGAUUGUGGCCGUCAAAGGCCAUGCCACUGUGUCUGCCCUUCGGUCAGUCAAACACCGGGUAGACGCCAGAACCACAAUAUGUUUCAUGCAGAAUGGACUGGGACAGAUAGAAGAGCUGAACCGCAGAGUCUUCACUGACCCAGAGACACGCCCAACGUACAUGCUGGGUAUUGUAUCACAUGGCGUCUACAUGACGGAUCCUUGCGCAGUUGUGCAUGCUGGCUACGGCACAGUAGCAUUAGGCAUAUGUCGAGACAAAGACCGACAUCCUCUUCCACCGAAGAUACCAUCUCGAAACAUCUCCGAACUGGCCGAGGACGAGCGCAAAAAGUUUUAUCCGACGGACAAGGAACUGUUUGCGAACUUGUCCUCCCGAUACCUCCUGCGCACCUUGACGCGAUCAACAGUGCUCGCAUGCGCAGCUUUUCCCUAUCUGGAUUUGCUUCAGUUGCAACUAGAGAAGCUGGCAGCCAACGCCGUGCUCAAUCCACUCACGGCACUCUUGGACGUGCCCAACGGUGCCUUACUUCUCAGUGACGAGCUUUCCGCGGUGCAAAGACUGCUGCUGGCCGAAGUAUCUCUGGUGAUCCGCGGUCUGCCGGAAUUGGAAGGAAUCCCCAAUGUCCGAAUGAGAUUCUCGGCCAAAAGACUUGAGCAACUAGCUAUAGCGGUGACUCGCCGGACGGCCCAAAAUUCCAGCAGCAUGCGAGAAGACAUUCGGCACGGCAAAAAGCCUGAAAUUGACUAUAUCAACGGUUACAUUGUCAAACGCGGAGAAGAGCAAGGCAUUAAAUGCGCCCUUAAUUUCAUGUUGAUGCAACUAAUCAAGGGCAAAGACGCGUUGCGAGGGAGAGAUUACGGCCUGCCUUACGGCACAAGGCAGAUUGAAAGUGAGAUUGAUCCUCACCGACCAGGAUUUGUUAGCCUUUCCGACGAAAGUACACCCAAUCCUACACCUAGGUGA